CCCUGUGGCACCGCGACCACUCCGGCGAGCACGUCAGCACGGCGCAACUCCGCCGUCCCCGUCGAAGGCGCACAGCCUCCCUCGCCGCCGCCGGCGGCGGCAGGGGACCUCCCGCCUCCUCCCCAAGAGACCCAAGCUAAAAUGGAAAAGAGAAAGAGGAUAGCCUCAAAAGAAGACCUGCAUGGACAAAUGAUGAAGAGGAAGAAAUGGAGACUUCAGUUGAGCAACCUACCCGAGGAUAUUCUCUGCACUAUCGUGUCAAAAUUACCGUUAAGAGAAGCUGCUAGAACGAGCAUAUUAUCUAGCCAAUGGAACCGCACUUGGUGCAGCCACACAAACCUAAACCUUAGUUAUCGAUCAAUAAUGUCAAGGCGCUACAUCGAAAGAGACAUAAGACCUGAAGGCAGGAAGCUAAAUGCUGAAGAGUUUAUCAGGAGGGUGGACGCAAUCUUGCAGCAGCACAACGGUGGAGGCGUUGAGAAAAUCGAAGUUAUAGGACUUUUAGAAAAUGAAAAUGCGUAUCACAUCAAUGGAUGGGUGAACUUCGCCAUCAAAUCGAAGACAAAGCAACUUGUUCUUGAUUUCAGAUCUUUCCACUGGCCCAUAGAUGAGCCAUAUAACUUUGCAUUUCAGAUUUUUGAUGCUGCUAACAUGGAAAAUUUGCAGUCUUUGAAACUUGGUUCCAUUUCUCUGAAGCCACCUGCAGAUUUUAAGGGUUUUCAGAACCUUAAAAGGCUUAAGCUACUAGAUGUGGGCAUUACUGAUGAAGAUCUACAACUUUUGUUGUCCAAUUGCAACUGUUUGGAGUUUCUUGGAAUAUAUUGCUGUAAAUUGAUUACAAGCUUACGGACUACUCAUCUUUCAACCCAGCUUAAGCAUUUGUAUGUCUAUGAAUGCCCAUGUCUCAAAGAGAUAGAGUUAAACUCUGGCCUGACAACACUCGAGUACAUUGGUCCAUUGAUACCUUUAGCACCUCCUGGAAUUUAUGUGCUUACAAAUUUACGCAUAAAGUCAUUGGACAUUUCUGAUUCUCUUCAGUAUAUUUUCACCGAACUUCCCAGCACUCUUCCACGUCUCGAGAUGCUGACUUUGCAAUGUCGUGAACUUGAGAGGAUUACUUUGCCAGACAAACCAAUCAAAUUUAUUUAUCUAAAACAUCUGAGAUUGGAAUUGGCAUUUUCUGGCCCAAGGAAAUGGGAUGCUGACAUUCUAGAUUUUGCCUGCAUCUUGGAGGCUGCUCCCUUGAUGGAAAAGCUUGAAUUUCAUAUGUGGAUGAAUUGUCGUGAUCACCUCCGGUAUCGCAAAGCUCAUGGUAAACUAAGAACUCUUCCUCCAUGCCCCCACUACCAUCUCAAGGAGGUCAAUAUCGCAGGAUUUUACGGUCAGAAAGACCAGCUGGAGUUGGCACAUCAUAUUCUCAGGAACUCUGUCGUGCUCCAAGCCAUGAACAUAGAUCCGAGGCCUAUAGCAGCCUGUGAUCCUUCGAGAAUGGCAAUUCUUGAGGCGUUCAACUUUGUGGAUGGAUCUAAAGUUGCCAUGAAAUAUCUCUGCAAGGCAGACCACCGUAACGUCGUUCAUGUUUCAGAUGUGUCACGUAAGGAUGUCGAAAAUGUACCAGCUUACCGGCUGGUAUCUCCAUUUUGGAUUGAGUUUGAUAAGACCAAACGUUCCGGCUUGUUAAUUAGGUGAUCUUGACAUCUGGGAUUAAAGCUCCAUUGAGGCGAAAUGGUUCGUUUUGAGUUUGUUUCACUUUGACGUUGAAAUGGACCUUGAAGGAAGCUUGCGGUGGAAGAAUACACAUAAUUUCCAGUUUAUUGAGAUUUUUUCAUGUGUAAAUUAAUUGUGUAGAAAAAAUUGCGGUUUAUCAUUGGAGGAGUAACUAUCUUUG
Messenger RNA from Oryza sativa Japonica Group (Japanese rice), 1888 nucleotides. RefSeq names its product F-box/FBD/LRR-repeat protein At5g56420. Gene Ontology annotation, molecular function: protein binding. NCBI's taxonomy places the organism in Eukaryota, Viridiplantae, Streptophyta, Magnoliopsida, Poales, Poaceae. The record is from RefSeq and is a predicted model, not a curated record.